GCAGAUCUGAGUUCAAUGGAGUCAUCAUGGACACUUUGGAGGAGCCUGAAACUGAUCCAACAACAACAAUAUCCAUUGUAAUGAAGAGGACUUGCACAUUGCAACUCAUUCUUAUCUCAGGAUUUUGCACCUUCGCUCUUGGAUCUUCAGAGUUUCACCUUAUCAAAAUAACAAAGAGCUACAAUGAAGCAAAGACUUACUGCAGAGAGAUGUACACUGAUCUGGCUUCAGUUCACAACUUAACAGAUAUGAAUAAUUUGAUCACUUCAGUUUCAUUCAACACUUCCAGAGCAUGGAUAGGACUGGAGAGUCAGGGUGUGAGGAGGUGGCACUGGUCAAGGCCUUAUCAAAAGCUGGACUUUUUUAACUGGAGAGCAGGAGAACCACAAAAUACAGAUCAGGAUGCGUGUGCAGUGAUGGAUCCACUUGGCAAGUGGUUUGAAAGUGAAUGUGGGACUAAAAGGAGUUUUGUUUGUCAGGGAAAUGUUGAUACUGGUGGUCACAUUUUUGUUGCUGAGGCUAAGUCAUGGAGGGACGCUGAGAGUCACUGCAGAGACUUGUCUUCUGAACUUGUUAGCAUAAACUCAGAGGUGAAGAAUGAGGCCGUGCGUGACAUUUCUGUGUCACAAAAUGUGUGGAUUGGCCUCUUCAAAGAUCCUUGGAGGUGGUCUGAUGGGAGCACCUCAUCAUUUCGUUUCUGGAAACCAAGCCAGCCCAACUACCUUGAAGGUCAGGAUUGUGUUGUUGGUGUAUUCAGAAAUGACGGGAGGUGGAACGACCUGAAAUGUGGAGGCAAAAGAGAUUUUGUCUGUCGUGGGGCAAGGAAAGUGUUACCAGCAACCACCAUUCAGCCAAGCACACAGCUGAGCCAAACAACAAAUGAAAUGCCCACAAAUAUAACAACUUUUCCAAACACUUCUGAAGAGUUUACAAUAACAUAUCAUUUUAAUGUGACCUCUUUAAAUCAAUCAAAUGCACCCAAUGUUACCACCGAAGGAGCAGCAACAACUGUUACAGCUCUGACACCAAAUACCACAGAUAUCAUGCAAAGUAUGUCAAGCACAACGCUCAACAAUGAAGCUACAGAAAUGUCCACGGUGACAGCAAAGCAACUUCCCUCAAAUCAAUCAAAUGCACCCAAUGUUACCACCGAAGAAGCAGCAACAACUGUUGAAGCUCUGACACCAAAUACCACAGGUAUCAUGCAAAGUAUGUCAAGCACAACGCUCAACAAUGCAGCUACAGAAAUGUCCACGGUGACAGCAAAGCAACUUCCCUCAAAUCAAUCAAAUGCACCCAAUGUUACCACCGAAGAAGCAGCUACAACUGUUACAGCUCUGACACCAAAUACCACAGAACUCAUGCAAAGUAUGUCAAGCACAACGCUCAACAAUGAAGUUACAGAAAUGUCCACGGUGACAGCAAAGCAACUUCCCUCUAAUACCACUGAGCAAGCAACUACCAGUGGUGCCUCUGCAACAACAACACCGAUGAUGACUACAGCCAAGACCUCCACUCAAAUGAUCUCAACUACACAACCCCUAACUCCAAAGCCGACUGAAGACAGUCAGAGCCGGCCUCCAGGAAACCUGAUACUCAUCAAGAAAAACCUGACAUGGAUUGAUGCUAUGACUUACUGCAGGAUGCACCAUGUUGACCUUGUCCAUAUUACUUCUAAACACAUACAAGAAAAAGUGGCUGAAAAGGCAAAAAACUCCACAUCUCCCCAUGUGUGGCUCGGCCUACGCUACACCUGUCAUUUAAACUUUUGGUUCUGGACAAAUUCAAGGAACGGAUGCUACCAGAACUGGGCCCCAGGACAGGGAUCUGAUGGGAAAUAUGACUGUGAUACAACAGGUGCCAUUGAGGCCACUGGGGGGCAGCAGUGGGUCGGCCUAUCCCAGACACAGAAACUGAAUUUCAUCUGCUCCACAUGUCCUGGAUGAGUGCAGAGAGCUAGUGACGCUUAACAUUUUCAUCAUGUUGAUAGAACAUAUCUGUGUUGUACCAACUCUGCAGUUCUAUGUUGUUUUAGCAGUUCUAUGUGUAAUUGUGACAUUAAGCUUGUGAAAUAGAUUCAAGGACCUCACAGAUUUCUCUCUUCUGAUGUCAUGCUUCUACCUUUGUUGAAAUACAGCUGCCCUCUCCAUUGUUAAGCCUGAAUUUCAUUAGAUAUGAAAACCUCCUGUGGUGUGUAGGCGUGCACAUUCACAGUCAUGGGCAGCAAGAGUAAUGUGAGAACAUUGAUCCGCUCUUCGCCUUUCACUCAGGGGUUACUAUUUGCAUGUUGACCCCCUGGCUUGGGCCCCCAAGAUUGUCUUUUUGAGACCUCCAGAGUAAGGCCCCAGAUCCAGACUGCCUGCUGCCCUCACUGACCUGACCUUCACUAGCAGAAACAGGGAGAGACGGAGCUCACAGACGCUCUUCUUCCUGUCUGCACCCUUGACGUGCAAAGAGCAUCCACUGGCAUGGGAACUGGACACGAUGCAACAAAUUCAAAGAGUAAAAAUGCGUUAAACCAAUCUCAAAAUGUAUGGUAUGAAUACAACUCGGACUGAUUUCAUAUAAAC
Notolabrus celidotus (New Zealand spotty) is the source of this 2570-nucleotide messenger RNA. RefSeq names its product macrophage mannose receptor 1. Lineage: Eukaryota; Metazoa; Chordata; Actinopteri; Labriformes; Labridae. The coding region runs from base 27 to 1946 and encodes 639 amino acids. The transcript is spliced from 6 exons. The record is from RefSeq and is a predicted model, not a curated record.